GCGCGACCGCCACAGGCCUGGAGCUAGGAGCGUCAUGUUUGACAAUUAAGAAAAAAAAGUCGUUAUUUGUUUCAAAAUUUUCCUCAAGUUGGACGUCAGUUGAAUGUAACUGAGAGACAUGAGUAGAGGACGUGGAGGAAAGAGAUCCUGGGGUGACAAUGGCUGGGGAGAAAUGGGUGGAUACAUGAAUGCCAAGAAACAGAAGUUAGCAGAGCAGUUUACUGCAGACACCCCACGAAAUAUUGAGAUUGCAGGGAGUGCUUCUGGUUCACGCAUCUUUGAUGGGGUCUCUAUUCAUGUCAACGGGUAUACAGUGCCUUCAUCUGAUGAGCUGAAGCGCUUAAUGAUGCUGCAUGGUGGUAUGUAUCAUCACUACUACAGUAAGACCAAAGUUACCCAUGUCAUAGCAACCAGACUGCCCUAUGCUAAGAUCAAGGAACUGAGAGAUGAGAAAAUAGUCAAACCAGAGUGGAUUCUAGACAGUAUCAAGGCGGGGAGGUUACUGCCAGAUGGACCUUACCAACUGUACACCAACAGAACAAAUUCUCAGGAUACACUCAAGUUCACGAAUUUGAAGAGUUGUCCUCAAACAAUGGGAAACAAGCCCAACACAUCCACAUUUGCAGUGGAAGAAACGGUCGGUGAAGCCAAGAGUACAACUCACAAUGUUUCCAGCUAUCAGCGAACCACACUGAGAAGUCCUGAAGGUCACAGCAUGGUGGAAUUUCUAGGCAAGAGUUAUGAAUCAAUUGGCUCACCAGAAAGUCGCUCUUCAGCUUCCCAUGCCUCUCAGACUUCCUUGUCUGAAAAUGGAGUCAAUGUCAAUUCCAUGAAUUCCCCGCCAUUGAAAGCCAGUGCCGUGAAGGAUCAGUGUCGUGAAUCCUUUGGAAACAGCAAAGGUCCUGCCAAGGCAGGCGACCCUAAUUUUUUGUCAGAGUUUUACAGCAACUCGCGUCUUCAUCACAUAUCCACUUGGGGGGCAGAGUUCAAGGCCUUUGUCAACAAGUUGCAGAGCCUUGGCGACAUAAGCUUCCCAGGACGGGAGAAAUUGAGACGAUUCAUCGAGGAUCACAACGAUUCACCACCAAGCUCAGGAGAACUGCUUGAUAUAAAACCCCAGACUGACGUGGUAAACGAGGAACAUCAGAUCUCAAGAACCCCAGUGCUCUUCCAAACUCAUUCUGCAAGACCAAAUUGUGGUGAAGUACAUGUAGAUAAGCCCAAACGUGUCAUCAUGCACAUUGACAUGGACUGCUUCUUUGUAUCUGUUGGACUCCGCAAUCGACCUGACCUGCAAGGGAAACCAGUCGCUGUGACCCACUCUAAGGGUAAGGGGAUGCCUGAAGGAAACCAAGAAGCAAGGGAAUUUGAGGCAGCUUACUAUUCAAGCAAGUACAAGCAAGAUGGCAGCAAAGGCUUGAAGAGUCGACACGUGGAUCUGGCCAAGACUUACAUACAGGAGACAGAGGGUUGUUCAGAAGGCAAAACGUCAGCAGAGAAUCUACCGGUUCCUGUGGAAUCAGAUUUGCCAAGUGCACAGACAUAUCUCGGAGAAGCGUCAUCAUUGCCAGACCAGCCUUCCAAGUGUCUCAAACAGUCAGCACCAUCCCCUUCCCAAGCUAUGCCACCCCCUGCGGCCAAGCCAGAAGUAAACAGGGUACAUGUGCAUGCAGAGACUUUCAAUUCCAUGGCAGAAAUAGCCAGCUGCAGUUACGAGGCUCGCAAGGCUGGCGUCAAGAACGGUAUGUUCAUGGGAGAGGCCAGGAAACGUUGCCCAGACCUGCUGACCAUACCCUAUGACUUUGAGGGUUACAAGAGUGUCUCACAAACCUUGUAUGAGACUGUCGCGAGUUAUACACAUGACAUAGAGGCUGUGAGCUGUGAUGAAAUGUUUGUUGAUGUGACCAGCAUCCUAGAAGACACAGGGGCAGCACCCCUAGAUCUGGCACGGGUACUCCGUAGAGAGAUCAAGGACAAGACCCAGUGUAGUGCUUCAGUGGGACUCGCUGCCAAUAUUCUGUUGGCCCGCAUGAGUACCAGGAAAGCCAAACCCAACGGCCAGUUCUUCCUGGAGUCAGAGGAUGCCGCUGAGUUCAUGAAACAACAGCCAGUCAAGGAUCUACCUGGAGUUGGAUGGUCCACAGGUGCCCGACUGAGGACAAUGGGCAUAGAAACCUGUGUCGACUUGCAGAACCUGUCACUUGGGGCCCUACAGAAGGAGUUUGGACCUAAGACUGGCCAAUCAUUGUACAGCUACUGUCGGGGCAUAGACAAUCGACCAAUCAGAGCGGAAAGGGAAAGGAAGUCAGUCUCAGCGGAGAUCAAUUAUGGAAUUAGGUUCACUCAGAACAGUGAAGCCACAAGGUUUGUUAGUGAAUUGGCUGAGGAGGUCCAUCGGCGAUUGACCGCCAUCGCAAUGGUAGGUAAGACCAUCACGCUCAAGCUGAAAGUGCGGCAGGCGAGUGCCCCCAAGCAAACAUCCAAGUUCAUGGGUCAUGGGAUCUGCGAUAACCUGGCUAAGUCCACCACCUUGGCACAGGCCACGGACAAACUGAGCAUCAUUCAGCAGGAGAGCCAGGUGCUGUUGGCUCAGAUGAAGACAGAGGCAUCGGACCUAAGAGGGGUUGGCAUUCAAAUAAGCCGACUUUCUGGAGCCAGUAGCACAGGCAGUUCCUCCACAUCCAAUAGCAAGUUGCUUUUGGAUUUUGUAAAACCAUUGGCAAAAUCGUCAACCAACCCACCGUCCACAGCGACAGAUCCCAUCAGAGACCAAGCAGUGAAAGAGAAGAGAAUGGCAGGCACAAUACUUGACUUUGUCUCCAAACAGAAAUCAUUGGCUUCUUCUGUCCAAGAAGUCCCAGCAUCAAAGCCUCUGUUACCCCAGCCAGAGAAGACCCCGCUUCCCCCUCUGCCUACUUUCCAACUUGCCACACCCACGCUGCCAUCAAGACAAGAGCAGCUGGAGCAGUUCUGCUUGCCCUCCCCAUCUCAGCUGGACCCUUCAGUACUUGCUGCUCUCCCUGAAGACAUCAGGCGGACGAUCGAAAGGACUUACGAAUCCAAGAGGGAGCAACAAGACAGCAAAGCCCGAGGCCCGUCAGUUGUGCAUACAUCGAGCUCUGUCACCAAUGGCACACCGCUUGACGGAACAAAAUCCCUUGACUCUGAGUCGUCUAAACCUUCAUGCAGUGGGCUAGCUUCCGAUGCUGGACCAUCAAGGCUAAGCAAGGCCAGUAGCAGAGAAGAAAUUUUGCACACUACAGAUGACCACUUCACUGGUGGUGGAUGCUCAGCUGCUGCUGAACCCAUAGUAAAGAUGAAAAGUCCAUGUCCUGAGCACAGUCCAAUUCCUGUCACUGCACAUUCCUCUAAGAACAAUAUGAGCAACAAAGCAGCUGAUUGUGACCAACCUAUUUCAUCAUUUGGUACAUCCCAUGUUAGCAAAGACCAAAACCAACCCAGCACUUCAUCUGGGACAGACCAUUCCAGCCUUAGGUAUGACCCAAGUGUCCUGAAAGAGCUGCCACCAGACAUUAUCCAGGAGUUAAUGGAGCAAGGAGGUGCUGAGCACAUCCAACGGGAGCAAGUUGAAAGCCACUCUGAGUUGAUAGAACAUGAAGAUAAAAAGGUCUUGGGCCCCGUAGAGGCUCUGCCAUCAUUUUCGCAAAUCGAUCCUGCCUGCAUGGAAGCCCUCCCAUCUGAGCUACAACGGGAACUGGAGCUAGCCUAUCAGAGGCAGCAGAAGACACCCCAGGAUACAAGCCCAAAGAAGGCUGUAUCUGUCUCCAAGACCAGCCCCUUCAAGCUGCAUCGGAGGAGGGGGCGACCACGCAAGGGAAGUCCUCGCAAGGGUACCAGGCAGGGCUUCAAGAUACCAGGAACAGUAGACAUCCUGGAGAUGGUUACUGGUGUCAAGAGUUCACCAGUUGGGAAGGCUGGAAAUGUCUGUAGAAGCCCUGAGGGGUCUUCUGCCAAUAAGGAUGCAAAUGAAAUAGAUCGUGACGUCCAUGAGGACGGUAAUACUAAAAGUAUUGCAGCUAAGGAGACGGUGAAUCUUUGUGGUGCUGUGGCAUUGUGGGAUGUCAAAGCAUUGCUGAAAGAAUGGACUACAUCUGUUGAAGAGCCAGGGGACGAAGAUAUUGAGUAUCUCAUGCAAUACCUGAAUGAUCUUGUUCUGGAUAGAAAUCUGGAAAUGGCUAACCUGGUCCUUCGAGCCAUGAAAAGGCUGGCUAAUCGAAUGGAGUCCACCUCGCCAUGGAGAGCUGCCUAUCAGACGAUAGAAGACAGAGUCCAAGAUACCGUCUCACAGAUCUACCGCAGCACACUCAAGAUAAUGUAACCUUUUUUUUUCAUUCUAAAUUAGACCUAAAAUUUCCUUUCCACUAUGCACAACCAUGCUCUGCAGGAGUGAACUUGUCAACAUCACUGCUAUUGCAGGUGAAGGUAUUUGAGAGCCAGUUUUUGUUAAGGUACACGUCUCAGUUUGCAUGGGUAGAUUGCACAGCAGACUGCCCUGGCAGAUCCAGCAUUAACGAAAAGCAGGGCAUACAAAAUGCAAGGGAAACCCAAACAAAGCAAAAAUAAAGGACGUGAAGGGUACAUUCUAGGCUAGACAUUGCUUGAACAUGAGAUCCUUAUCAGUGUAAGGAUCAUACAGGAAGCCAGUGAGACAUACCAUUUAUUGAUAGGGGAAUUUUUAUUUUACUGCCAAGAGUGGAAUUUUCUGACUGUUCAUGAAGUGUACAUGUACAUACCACAUACUUCCAGAAAAGAGUUUUGGGGUAAACUUAAGUCAUCUUCACUCUGAUACAUAACAGUAUAAAAGUGACUCCAAUCCUGCAUGGGUAUCUAUGAUUUUGGUGAAUUCUGUGAAAGGUGGAAGACUUUUUAAAAGAGCGUUACAGGCAGGCUUGGUCAUGCUCAUUCAAAUGCAAAGUCAUUCUACAUGUGGAUUACAUGUGGAAAAUUCUUUGGCAAAGGAACCACUUCACCCUUGAAAAUUGAUUCGUAUAAGUUUUCCCUUCAGCUUCUUGUCCAGAAAACAGAAUUAGUUCAUGAUGCUUCAAAUUUCUUCAUGUUGGAUGUGGAUUGUCUUUAUAACUUAUAUACGUACUGGUUGUAAUUUGGUUGUCCUCUGUACUGAGCUAUUAGAAGAAUUUUCUUGUCACCUUUGAUCUUCUUACUCGUAGGUACAUGUACAGAUGUAGUGGAUCUUGAGUAUUGUUCAUAAUUCAAAUGAUUGCAAAGGUAGCCAGGGAACACUUCUUUUUCCUCAGACGAAGAUGUUUGUCAAUUUCAUUUGUUUCACAGAUAAUCCAAGCUCCUUUCCUUGCUUUCACCUCUGAUCAUUUCUUUGUAAUGUCCUGAGAAGUUCAAUACUCUUGCAGAAAGAGCAACCAUUAGUGCUUGUUGCACACCCAUUCAUUACAUUUAAAAAACCAAUCAACAUUGAAGUAUUGUUCUUCAUUUUAUUGUUUUUUCUUACUGAACUUCUGAAACUCCAAGAGCCACAUUUACAGUAUUGUAUUCGAGUCCAUCACAAGUCCCUGUAAGUCCAUCACAAGUUCCUGUAAGUCCAUCACAAGUUCAUCACAG
Messenger RNA from Acanthaster planci (crown-of-thorns starfish), 5595 nucleotides. RefSeq names its product REV1 DNA directed polymerase (gene rev1). Lineage: Eukaryota; Metazoa; Echinodermata; Asteroidea; Valvatida; Acanthasteridae. Gene Ontology annotation, molecular function: DNA-directed DNA polymerase activity; deoxycytidyl transferase activity; damaged DNA binding. Gene Ontology annotation, cellular component: nucleus. Gene Ontology annotation, biological process: error-free translesion synthesis; error-prone translesion synthesis. The record is from RefSeq and is a predicted model, not a curated record.